Messenger RNA from Lethenteron reissneri (Far Eastern brook lamprey), 1840 nucleotides. Its product is annotated as dnaJ homolog subfamily C member 7-like. Gene Ontology annotation, molecular function: protein binding. The record is from RefSeq and is a predicted model, not a curated record. Lineage: Eukaryota; Metazoa; Chordata; Hyperoartia; Petromyzontiformes; Petromyzontidae.
CGCCGCUACUUCCGGGAGACAUCGGCGGGCAUGACGGCGAUGGCGGACACUGAGGAUGGCCGCUGCUGCCAGGCAGAGGAGGACGAGGAGGAGGAUGGGGACGGCAUGGAGCUCGACCCGGGCGGCGACGGCGACGACGACGACGACGAUACCAGCCCGGAGCCCAUCGCGGACCCCGAGGACGACAGCAGAAACGCGGAGUUCAACAAGGAAAAAGGCAACGAAUAUUACAUCAAGAAACACUACAACGAGGCCUACAACUACUACACCAAGGCGAUCGAGUUGUGUCCAUCAAAUGCCAGCUACUACGGCAACCGCUCAGCGACGCUCAUGAUGCUGUCGCGCUACCGUGAGGCGCUCGAGGACUCCCAGAAGGCCGUGCGGCUCGACGACACAUUCGUGAAGGGUCACCUCAGGGAAGGGAAGUGCCACGUGGCGCUGGGAUCGUCAAAUGCAUCCGUGCGGUGCUUCCAGAAGGUUUUGGAAUUGGAGCCCACCAACAAGCAGGCGGAGCAAGAGCUGAAGAACGCCAGCGUGCUGCUCGAGUUUGAAAACAUGGCAGAGAAGGCGUUCGAGAAGAAGGACUACAGGAAGGUGGUGUACUGCAUGGAGAGGGCGCUGGCCUACGCCAUCGCCUGCCCCAAGCUCAAGAUCAAGAAGGCCGAGUGCCUCGCCCUGCUGGGGCGGUACGCAGAGGCGCAGUCGGUCGCCAGCGACGUGCUGCGCGCCGACCCCACGAACGCCGACGCGCUCUAUGUGCGAGGCCUGUGCCUCUACUACGAGGACAUGAUCGACCGCGCGGUGCAGCACUUCGUGCAGGCGCUCAAGAUGGAGCCGGACCACGAGAUGGCGCGACUCACCUGCAAGAACGCUCGUUUGCUGAAGCAGCGCAAGGAGGACGGCAACCGAGCGUUCAAGGAGGGCCGGCUGGAGGAGGCGUGCCAGCUCUACUCGCAGGCGCUCACCAUCGACCCCAACAACCGCCUCACCAACGCCAAGCUCUACUGCAACCGCGCCACCGUCGGCAUCAAGCUGCGCCGGAUGGAGCAAGCGAUUGAAGACUGCACGAACGCUAUCCUCCUGGACGAGUCGUACGUGAAGGCCUACCACCGGCGGGCACAGUGUUACCGAGACACAGAGCAGUACGAGGAGGCGGUGAAGGACUUCGAGAAAAUCUUCAGCAUGGAGAAGACGAGAGAGAACAAGCAGCUGCUGCACGAAGCGAAGCUGGCGCUGAAGAAGAGCAAGAGGAAGGACUACUACAAGGUGCUGGGCGUGGACCGCAGCGCGUCGGACGACGAGAUCAAGAAGGCCUACCGCAAGCGCGCACUCAUGCACCACCCGGACCGGCACAGCAGCGUGAGCCCGGACAUGCAGAAGGAGGAGGAGAAGAAGUUCAAGGAGGUGGGCGAGGCGUUCUCCGUGCUCUCCGACCCCAAGAAGAGGGCACGCUUCGACAGCGGCCAGGACCUCGAAGAGGACGGCUCAGGCUUCAACGAUCUUGACGCCAACAACAUUUUCCGUACCUUCUUUGGGCCUGGAGGUGGCUUCACUUUUGAAAGCCAAGCUCCCGGAAAUUUUUUCUUCCAGUUCGGGUAGUGCUGGCUGCCGUGUCAGCCUCACCCCUACCAUCAUCGCAAGCGUUCCCAAGCCAUCACCACCACCACCGUCUCCUCCGCCACUGUCGUCACCACCGUCACCACCAACCGCGACGCUCACAAACCAGCUUCUGUAACAUACGACCCCACCACCACGUGCUGCCAAACCCGGACUCCAGCUCUCCCUACGCCGCCACGUGUAAAAAUCACCCCCCAGUCGCCGGGGUGAGUGGGCGGGUGGG